AUGGUCACAGUUGACCGGACCGGACAAAAAUCAAUCUUUGUGAAAUGUACCACCAGUCUGAAGCUCAACUGCCUGUGCACAGGGACGACAGUAGCUUUGUGCCGGAUCAGUCUGCUGAGGGCCAUUAUGUUAUUAGAAAAGAGGAGCACGAUUCUGAGCAUCAACAUGAGCAAUCACCGACUAAAAGUAAUGCUCACAUUGGAAAAACUUUCAGGAACUGGACGAGAAAAGAUAAAGCAUUAUUUGUGCUGUAUAUGUUGCCCAUGUCUACCCAUGUGGGCAAGAUACGGCUGCUGUGGCAUCUUCUUAUUAUUCAUCUUAUUUCUGAUCAUUGUUGGUAUACUAGCAGCGAUAUUUAAAAUUCCAACCGUUGAUUUUAACGGGCCCACCAGACAUCCUGAUGAUUUAGCUCCGUUUACAAAAUCAAAUGAUACCUUAGCAUUUAGUGUAAAUUUCGGGUUAAAAAUUGCUAUUAUCAAUGAUAACUUAGAAAGCAUUACCUUUGAAUCCGUUCGCACUGUUGCUUAUUAUCCUACAGCUCCUAAUACUCCUGUAGGGGGUGGUGAGAUCUAUAAUUUGAACAUAAAAUCGUAUGGCAUCAGUAACUUUACGUUUCCAUUUUCAAUAAAGUACGACCCUAUGAGAGACGAAGGGUAUGCUAUGCUCAUAGACAUUGCUACCAAAUGUGGUCUGCUGGGCGAUACAAACAAGGAAGAUUUACUGAUACAAUAUGACAUUAUACCCACUGUGAGAAUUGCGGGAAUUGCGAUAUCUCCAGUGAUACAUCAAUCAUCGCAUUUUCCAUGUCCUAUCUCGGAGGGACAGCUAACAAUGGGCAUGGAAACCAAUGUGAAGGAAGAAAGCGAAGACAACGAAGAAGAAGAGGAAGAAGAAUAA
Molecule: messenger RNA, 897 nt
Organism: Mucor mucedo
Lineage: Eukaryota; Fungi; Mucoromycota; Mucoromycetes; Mucorales; Mucoraceae
Exons: 5
Coding region: 1-897 (298 amino acids)
Source: RefSeq, a predicted model, not a curated record